AUGGGUAAGAAAUCGAUCAGUGAUAUCAAACGUGCUCAGGCAGUUGCAUUGCGUGAAGUAGGUCUCAAAUAUGCUGAAAUUGCAUCACAACUGAAAAUAUCUCAACAUUGUGCCAAAGAAGCUGUUCCGCGUUUUCGUACACAUGGUACUUAUCAAGAUCUGCCAAGAUCCGGACGACCAAGAAAAAUUUCACAACGGGCAGCUCGCUAUCUCAAACGUCUCACUCAAGGACAAAAUCGACGAAGUUCAAGACUAAUUACGCAAGCACUCCACAUGUCUCUUUCUCAACCAGUUUCAACGAAGACUGUUCGUCGUCAACUUCAUAUUUUAGGAUACAAAUAUCGUGUGAAGCGCAAAAAAACAAUUCUAACCAUAACACAGAAACAAAAACGUUUGGCGUGGUGUCAACAACAUAAAGAUUAUACCAUUGAGGACUGGAUGAACAUUAUUUUUAGUGAUGAAACUACAUAUUACGUGCUUCAAAGGAAAAAGAAAAUUAUGGUAUGGCGUACUGAUGCUGAACGUUUAAGUAAGGACUGUCUAAUUGAUACUAACACCGGUAAGGGUGGUAAAGUUGGCCUGUGGGGAGGUAUUUCAGGGUAUGGUCAAACAACUUGUUUAGUUUAUUCGGACAAUAUGAACAGUAAAACAUAUUGUCAGGUAUUAGAAAAACAAUUAUUUUCAUCAAUUAAAAAACAGGAAGAGAAAUUUACUUUUUCAACAAGAUCUGGCACCAUGGCACACAUCGAAGAUGUCACAACAAAAGAUCAAAGAUUUGAAAAUCGAUGUGUUGCCAUGGCCACCAAAAAGUGUGGGUGUGGGUAUGGGUGUGGGUGGGUGUGGACGGGUGUGUAGGUGUGGGUGUGGACGGGUGUGUAGGUGUGGGUGUGGGUGGGUGUGGGCGGGUGUGGGUGUGUAGGUGUGGGUGUGGGUGGGUGUCGGUGUGGGUGGGUCUCCUAUUUGUGUACACCCACGCCCACCCACACGCACACCCAUCCCACCCCACACCCACACACCCACACCCGCACCCACACC
Molecule: messenger RNA, 1035 nt
Organism: Rotaria sp. Silwood2
Lineage: Eukaryota; Metazoa; Rotifera; Eurotatoria; Philodinida; Philodinidae
Source: the annotation of a GenBank genome assembly